AUGUUUGCAGAAAUUGCCUAUCAUCACACCACAGCAUUGCUUUAUAUAAGUGAUGUGCAACCCAGUGAAGGUGGAGAAUAUGUCUGCAAAUUGGACAAUGAGCACGGCAGCAUCCAAGCAGUAUUCCACGUCUUCGUGGAGAAUUUUUUUGAAGGCCUGGAUGGCGAAAGCUGGUCCAUUGAUCAGAGCAAAGCGCACCUUUAUCCAGUUAUCGAUAAGCCGUUCAAUAAUACCGUCCGUGUGGGCCACACUGCCCAGUUUCAGUGUAAAGUGAAAAAUCAACAGCAGCCUUUGAUCAAGUGGCUGAAGCGUGUGGAAGAUCCAAAUGCUGCACGGCGAGCAAAUGCAAAUGCAACGCUGAUCCAUGCAAACAAUAUGCACCUAUUACUUCUGGAGAAGCCAGAAACAAGUGCUGAACUCACAGAAGGAAUAACCUUGAAUAGGCUAAUUAUACCGAAUGUACGACUGGAACAUUCCGGGACCUAUCUGUGUGUCGUAACAAAUGCUCAUGGUGAUAUCGCCUAUCGGUCUGCUUUUCUACACGUUAUCGCACGUAUGUCCCCGGAUUUUGUAAUAAUUAAAUGCAGUUUAAAGUGUGCCCUUUUUAAAGCACUUCAAAUUUUACAAAUCUCCUUGUCUUCUGUCUUUUUGUGCGUUUCUGCAUGUAUGCAGAUUGCAAAAACGCGUGUUAGGAAGAGGCUGUGUGUGUGUGUGUGUGUCUGCGUGUUCACACUUUUUGUCACCACUUUCAAUUCGAGAACCAGAAAAGCUAGAAGGCUGAAACUUUGGGAAUAUUUCCCUAUACCAUGCGCGGCCCUCUCUUUUUAGUU
Messenger RNA from Gongylonema pulchrum, 830 nucleotides. Lineage: Eukaryota; Metazoa; Nematoda; Chromadorea; Rhabditida; Gongylonematidae. The record is from the annotation of a GenBank genome assembly.